Molecule: messenger RNA, 1017 nt
Organism: Metarhizium brunneum ARSEF 3297
Lineage: Eukaryota; Fungi; Ascomycota; Sordariomycetes; Hypocreales; Clavicipitaceae
Source: RefSeq, a predicted model, not a curated record
AUGUCAGCCCAGCCAUCGCCACAGGGGACCUUGUCCACCCAACAGCUCCAAGAAAUGGGGCCCCCCUACCCCCCUCAGGGCGCCAGCCUCGGCGGCGCGCCCACAAACUCGGUCGACACGCCCCUCUCAUCCGUCUUCAUCGCCCUCUUCGCCGCCUCGGCAGCCCUCAACAUGAUCAUCUUCCAGCGCAACCGGCGCCGCGGGCACAAGUUCGUCCUCUCGGGCCUCCUCUUCGGCUUCUCCAUGGCCCGCAUCAGCGCCAACGUCAUGCGCAUCGUCUGGGCCAACUACCCGCACGACGUGUCCAUCGCCAUCGCCGCCACCAUCCUCACCAACGCCGGCGUGCUGCUCCUCUUCAUCGUCAACCUGGUGCUCUCCCAGCGCAUCCUGCGCGCCCACCAGCCCCGUGUCGGCUGGAGCAAGCCCGCCUCCCUGGCCUUCAAGCUCCUCUACGCCGCCGUCGCCGCCCUGCUCGUCAUGGUCAUCGUCUCCACCGUCUACGGCUUCUACACCCUCGACGCCCACGUCCGCUCGCAGCUGCGCGACAUCCAGCUCUUCGCCGUCACCUUCCUCGCCGUCCUCGCCUUCCUGCCCAUCCCCAUCGUCGCCCUCGCCGUGCUGCUGCCGCGCCACGGGCCCGUCGACCACUUUGGCACGAGGGGCCGCAUGCGCUCCCGCGUCCUCCUCGUGCUCUUCACCGCGACCCUGCUGGCCUUUGGCGCCGGCUUCCGCGCCGGAGUCGCCUACGUGCGGCGGCCCGCGAGCAACCCGGCCUGGUUCCACCACAAGGCCGCCUACUACUGUGUCAACUACACCAUUGAGGCCAUUGUCGUCUUCACCUAUGCCCUGAGCCGGUUCGACCUGCGGUUCCAUGUGCCCAACGGCGCCAGCGAGCCGGGCCACUACUCCAAGGGCGUCGAGGGGGGGGCCGGUCAUGUGGCUGCCGACGGGAAACGGCCGAGGACCGAGACGGACGACGAGGACAAGGAGGACAAGGAGACACGGGAUACUGUGUAG